AUGAGAGGGUCGAAAAUCAAAGUUAUUUUCCGGAUUUUGGACACGCUUUCUAGCGUUUUGUCAUUGUUAGCUUUGUUGCUGAUUUAUCGCCGUAUAACAGACAGCGAUUUUAGCCUAUUCAACAACUUGGAGUCGAAGACGAGACAAAACGAUUUUGAAACAACUCCAACCCAGGAAAACGAUCUUAAUCGAUACAAUAAUGGUAAAUUAGCUGUUGAAGUCUGGCCUAAUAUUUGUGGUGGCAAAUUAUCCAACUUAUACAAUUCUCCGUUCUUCCCGCGGUUUGCAGAAAAGUCGCAUUUUAUCUCGGAAACGAAAACAAAGCUGAAUGAAAGCAACUAUGGACAACGGAUAGCUGGUUAUUUGCAACCAAAGGAAACCGGUUAUUACAAGUUUGUCUUGUAUUCUGACGAUGGCUCGGAGUUUUGGUUUGGUUCCAAUGUUAGUCUGACAAGUUUAAAGCUCGCGGCCAGUGUUGCAUCGCGGGAUAGAAUUGGCAGCGCGCCAGUCGGCGAGAUUCGGUAUGACUCUCAAAUAACAGAUGAUUUUCUCCUUGAAAAGGGAAAUAAAUAUCCAUUAGAAAUAAUUCAUCUUCAAGGCACCGAAGCGGAUUUUGUGGAAUUGCNAUAACAGAUGAUUUUCUCCUUGAAAAGGGAAAUAAAUAUCCAUUAGAAAUAAUUCAUCUUCAAGGCACCGAAGCUGAUUUUGUGGAAUUGCAUUGGAUUCAACCUGGAAAACACUAUUUGGAAGUUAUAACCUCAGAAUACAUUUCGCAUCUUUCUAACUCGCAUCCAGUGUCCAAAAUUGCUGUUUCGAGUGAUGCAGAAAGCCAAUCUACCGUGGCUGUGACAACGAAGUUCUACCUUGUGGCUUUUCUCACAGAAGGUAUCGUAAAAAAUAUACUUCCCACGUGUAAUUUCGUACUUCCGGCCUCAACAAAACCGGAAGUGGCUCGUUUCCAUGCUUACAGAGAAGUCAAGGAAGUCACCAUAGUAACAAACGAUAAAGAAGGAAACUGGACGAAAAAUAAAGAAGCAAAGAGGCUAGCUGAUCUUUUCAUGGCCAGACUUGGAAAAAUUUUUCCAAGGUAAGUGUAUUGUUUUAAUAUUUUAUAUAAUGAAUUAAGCGCAUAAUUAACGAAAUUAUAGCGUUCUUCAUAUCAAAUACAUGGAUCCUACAGCUUCAGUAGAGUUACUUCAGUGUUGGGUUUACAUUUCACCUUUACCACUUGUCCUUUUUUUCCUUCUUUUCCAGAAAGUACAAAAUUGUUAGGUUUUACAACCUUGAACGCAUUCCUUUAGAAGACGAAGACAGCUUUGUACUGUAUUUUCUAGAGCUAGAAUUGGGUUGUGACGCUCUCGACUACACAGAGAGAGUCGUAGAGUACGUUCUUUUACAAAAUCACGAACAGAACGGUGUCUUAACAACCGAUGCCCAGCUCUGUUAUCCAGGAGGACUGGAUUGGAACAAAGAUGCUGUAGUCCAUUUGAUCCUAGCUGUACAUCACGAAGGUUCCCGUUUUCGUCGUUUUAUUGAAAAACUGGAAAAAAUCUUCAAGGAGAAUCUUGAAGUAUAUUUCCACCUUGUGGUUGUCAACUCUGGUAACGCAGGGCUAGACAUCCGGGAAAUUCUUGGCGCAACCUCGUUACUGAAGUACAAGGUGGAAAAGUUAGAAGGUGACUUCUCUUGGACUCGCGCAAUUAAUCAUGGGAUCAGACAAAUUCAAGACCCAGAACAUAUUAUCCUCACGGCUGAUAUUCACAUGGAUUUACCGGCGUCCAUUUUUGAAGACUGUCGUAAAGUAAGUUUCUAGUAUUUGCUCUCAUUGCUCUUGAUCCAUGAAUUGAGAUUGUGAGAAGAACUGGGUCGGUGUUGUGUCGAAUUGCACUAUGGGAAUGUUUUGGGGACCCUUAAUUUCUCUUCAAUUACAAAGUUUCGCGCGAUGCUGGGUCGAGAUUCGUACCCCGGAAAAGUCCCAUCGUGCAAUUUGAUUCAACACGGACCCACUCUCAGGCUCGAAUUUAAAACGGUCGACAUUGAAUUUUUCGCACCUAUAUUGAUAGCCCACGUUUAAUAUAUUAAUUUUCUAACAUUACUCCGAGUCUUUCGGGACAAAAUUGCAAAUUCUUUCACGACUCCAUUGUCUCACAAUUUCCAGGAGCGUAAAGAAAACAAAACCAAAUAGAGAAAAUGACCAGAAUUUUAAUAUAUCGAACGUGGGCUAUUCCGCCUUUGGAACAUACUUAAUAAAAUCGAUUGAAACAAAAUUUUGAGCCCGCAAUGAACACCCGUAGUAAAACCUUGUUUCCAAUAGAGCGUAUUCACUCACGUGGCCAGCAUCCACUCUAAAUAAUACGAACAAAAGAAAGUUUAUACAUAAGAAAAGAGUUCAAUUCCCACUGGGUUGUCUUCGGUACACCAACAUGGCCGCCGUUUCAUUGUUUUGAAACACCAAUAUGGCCGCCGAAACGUCAUGUGAAUACGCUCUAAAGUAGUCGAUGUGAUCUAGCAACUUCCAUUUUUUAUGUGCCCGGAGCUCUCCACUUUUUCUUCAACUGCGUCGAGAGGAGCUAUGCCUACUUUCAGUUUCUUGACACAGAAAUCCCUUAUUAGCUGCACCAACAGGAAUGAAGCUCGUAAAUAUUAAGAUCCAAUUGACCAGUGCCCUGAUCCUCGUGGGACUUGUAUUUUUUUUUUGUUCCCAGUCCGCGCCAAGCGCAUUACUCUAUCGUUUUCACCGUGCGACCAAGUCUAGCCUGUAUCUGGUCCCGCAUUCUCAGGCCAUCGGCAAGUAAAGCAGCGAAGGGACUGCAUAGAGAGAUGGAAUGGGAUUUCUGUACCCCCUUAUUUCAUUUUUCUCAUGGAUCAGGGUAGCGAAAGUGAACUCGAAAUUAUACUAUCCUUUAUUCUUUAUGACCAAACAUACCGCGUACGCGGCAUUUUGGAUCCUAGCAGUAUGAACCCAUCCCUGCAAAUUUUUUUCUUAUGUCUUCACUUGACUCCGAUAACGUUCUUACUUCUGGUUCUUUACAUACCCCUCCCCUACCCGAGCAUUUUGCCUCGAGUGAGAUGUUAAUGUUGACAUUGGGUCAGGGGAGAGGUGGGUGGGUAUUAAGGUUAUUGACUAUCUUGGUUUUCUGUAUAGCAUUGUAUUGAAGGAAAGAUGAUUUUUGCGCCCGUGCAAUAUGCUUUGGACUGCGGGGCGUACCCCAACAAACCAAAAGGGUCAUGGUGUAGUCAUGGAUACCAAAUGAUUGGCAUGUAUAAGGGCGAUUGGGAUCGGACUGGAGGUGAGUUUCGAAAGCAUGCUAAGCAGCGAGUGAACAAAAUUCGAAAAACGAUGACAAUAGAUCAGAGUCUAACAAAUGAU
Molecule: messenger RNA, 3370 nt
Organism: Porites evermanni
Lineage: Eukaryota; Metazoa; Cnidaria; Anthozoa; Scleractinia; Poritidae
Source: the annotation of a GenBank genome assembly